AUGGAACAAAAUCAUAGGUUAGCUCUUGAUGAUGGACCCUUAUUUGACAAACCAGAACAUUAUCGACGGCUUAUUGGUAAACUUAUAUACUUGACAGUCACCAGACCUGAUUUGAGCUAUGUGGUUCAUGUUUUAUCACAGUUCAUGCAGGCGCCACAUGUAACACUCCGUGUAUACCCGGUUCUUACACCACGUGAGACACAUUUUCAUGCGGUUACUCGUGUUCUGCGUUACAUAAAAAUGAGUCAAGGGAAGGGUGUUUUGUUGUUUUCUAUUAGUGAUUUAAAGUUACAUGGUUAUUGUGAUUCGGAUUGGGCAUCAUGUCCCCUUACACGGCUGUCUGUUACAGGUUAUUUUGUCAUGCUUGGUCACUCUCUUGUAUCUUGGAGAACAAAGAAACAAGUCAUCGUAGCUCGUUCUUCAGCAGAGGCCUAA
This is a messenger RNA of Gastrolobium bilobum, 435 nucleotides long. RefSeq lists its product as uncharacterized. Lineage: Eukaryota; Viridiplantae; Streptophyta; Magnoliopsida; Fabales; Fabaceae. The transcript has 2 exons. Bases 1 to 435 code for a protein of 144 amino acids. The record is from RefSeq and is a predicted model, not a curated record.